Xiphophorus couchianus (Monterrey platyfish) is the source of this 5685-nucleotide messenger RNA. RefSeq names its product EMAP like 4 (gene eml4). Gene Ontology annotation, molecular function: microtubule binding. The record is from RefSeq and is a predicted model, not a curated record. The transcript has 24 exons. NCBI's taxonomy places the organism in Eukaryota, Metazoa, Chordata, Actinopteri, Cyprinodontiformes, Poeciliidae. Gene Ontology annotation, cellular component: mitotic spindle. Gene Ontology annotation, biological process: microtubule cytoskeleton organization. The coding region runs from base 310 to 3243 and encodes 977 amino acids.
UCCUCGGCUCCUUUCGGCUCCUCUCCAGCCACAGCAGCCAGUCGGAAACGCGCAGCAGCGUCGCGGCUCCGCGGCUCGUCUUGCUUUUCUCCCCGCCGUCCAGCCCUCCGGUGCGGCUCUCCCCUCUAGCCCGCAGCCCAGCGGCGGAUCCUCGGCCUCUGUGACGGCCGGCCACGGCGCGCAGCGCGGCGGAGCCUGAACCCUUUCCGGCUCUCCUCCUCCGCGGCGGAAAACCCCGGACGGAGGCCCGCGGUGUGCGCUCCUCCUCCCGCAGGCCUUCGGCCCGGACUCCCGCCUUUCUGCUGAAAAAUGGACGGCUUCACCGGAAGUUUGGACGACAGCAUGUCGGCGACCAGCGUCUCCGACGUCAACGACCGUCUGUCUGCGCUGGAGCUGCGCGUCCAGCAGCAGGAAGACGAGCUGACGGUGAUGAAGGCGGCGCUCGCCGACGUGCUGCGCCGCCUCGCCGCGUCUGAGGAUUCUGGGGCCAACAGGAAGCAGCACGGAGCCAAAGGCGGCGCCGCCAUGCGCGAAGCCUCGUCUCUGUCCUGCAUCGCCAACGGCGGCACGCCCGGACGCAAGAGAGACUCCGCCUCCGUCACCAGGAAGGAGACGGUGUCUUCGGCCGCCAAGAGCGGCUCAGAGAAGAAGAAGGAGGCGAGCGGUCAGCGCUCCCACAUGGAGGAGAUCCAGGAGCAUGAGGAAGCUCCGCCCCUAAAGGAGCCGUCACCCAAUCACUCGUCCCCCAUCCUGUCCCACCUCCCCCAGAGGUCGGCCCCGCCCCCUGACUUUGCCAAAGGCCACGCCCCUAAAAGAGGUCCCAGCGUAAAGCGGUCUUCAGGAAUGGAGCGAUCCCAGAGCAGCAACUGGGAUUCAGCAGAGAAGAACCGGAACAAGCUGGUGAAGGCAGCAUCUACCUCCAAGCUGCUGGCCAAAGUGGUGAAGAACGCAGACAAGCACAAAGACCCGGUGGUCAGCCAAGCCAAAAUGUCGACCCGAGAGAAAAACAUCCUCGCUGAGGGAAACUCUAUCAAGAUGUUCAUGCGAGGUCGACCAAUCACCAUGUUCAUCCCUUCAGACGUGGAGAACUACGACGACGUCCGGGCCGAGCUUCCUCCAGAACGACUCAAGCUGGAAUGGGUGUACGGGUACCGCGGUCGGGACUGCCGGGCCAACGUCUACCUGCUUCCCACUGGAGAGAUCGUCUACUUCAUCGCGUCCGUGGCGGUUCUGUUCAGCUACGAGGAACGGACCCAGAGGCAUUACCUCGGACACACCGACUGCAUCAAGUGUCUGGCCAUCCAUCCGGACAAGAUUCGGAUCGCCUCCGGACAGAUCGCCGGAGUGGACAAAGACGGACGGGCGCUGCAGCCUCAUGUCCGGGUCUGGGACAGCGUCAGCCUGUCCACCCUGCAGGUCAUCGGUUUGGGAACCUUUGAACGCGGCGUCGGGUCUCUGGCGUUCUCCAAAGCGGACUCGGGUCAGCACCUGAGCGUCAUCGAUGACUGCAACGACCACAUGUUGACGGUUUGGGACUGGCAGAAGAAGUCCAAGAUCGCAGAGAUCAAGACGACCACCGACGUGGUUCUGGCCGUGGAGUUCCACCCGACCGACCCGAACACGAUUGUUACCUGUGGGAAGUUCCACAUCUUCUUCUGGGCCUGGAACGGGAACUCGCUGCUGCGCAAGCAGGGACUCUUCGGGAGUCACGACCGGCCCAAGUUCAUCCAGUGCCUGACCUUCCGGAGCAACGGCGACAUCGUGACCGGAGACUCGUCCGGACAGCUGCUAGUCUGGACCCGGAACUCUGCCGAGGCGCCCACGGGCAAGGCGCCGCAAGCCUUCCAGAUGAGGACCGACCUGCGGCCAAUCGAAGCUCAUGAGAAAGGAGUUUUCUGCAUGUGCGACAUGCGGAGCGGCUCGCUGCUGACCGGAGGAGGAAAAGACCGCAGGAUCGUCCUGUGGGACCAGCAGCUGCAGCUUGACCGCGACAUCGAGGUCCCGGAUCAGUACGGGAACAUCCGGGCGCUGGCGGAGGGAAAGGGGGACGAGUUCCUGGUCGGGACGUCCAGAAACUUUGUCCUCAGAGGGACCUUCAACGACGGCUUCCAGGUGGAGGUCCAGGGACACACGGACGAGCUGUGGGGUCUGGCCGCCCACCCCAGCAGGGAGCAGUUCCUGACCUGCGCUCAGGACCAGAUGGUUUGUCUCUGGAACUCUCUGGAUCACAGCCUGCAGUGGAGCCGCACUCUGGAGGAACACGGACAUUGUGCAGAGUUCCAUCCCAGUGGAGCUGUAGUUGUCAUAGGAACGCACUCCGGAAGGUGGUUUGUUCUGGACGCCGAGAGCAAAGAUCUGGUCGGGAUCCACUCGGACGGCAACGAGCAACUGUCGGUUCUGCGUUUCUCAGUCGAUGGCAGCAUGCUGGCCGUGGGGUCUCAUGAUAACUUCAUCUACCUGUACAGCGUGUGGGAGCAGGGCCGCAGGUACAGCCGCUACGGGAAAUGCUCGGGUCAUUCCAGCUACAUCACACACCUGGACUGGUCACCUGACAACAAGUUCAUCAUGUCCAACUCUGGGGACUACGAGAUCCUCUACUGGGACAUCCAGAACGGCUGCCAGCUGAUCCGGAACCGCUCUGAGUGCAAAGACAUCGACUGGGCCACCUACACCUGUGUGCUGGGAUACCACGUGUUUGGCGUCUGGCCCGAAGGUUCUGAUGGUACCGACAUCAACGCUCUGGUGAGGUCCCACAACAGGAAGGUGAUCGCACUGGCGGACGACUUCUGCAAGGUUCACCUGUUCGCCUACCCCUGCUCCAGAUUCAAGGCACCCAGCCACAAGUACAGCGCCCACAGCAGUCACGUGACCAACGUCAGCUUCCUGCACAGCGACAGCCACCUGAUCUCCACAGGCGGGAAGGACACCAGCGUCAUGCAGUGGCGGCUCGUCAGGAAGCUGGUCGACGCCCCCAAGCCCGCCGCGCGCCGACCCAACACGGCCGGCGACCCUGCUGGAGACACGGCCGCCACAAACGCAGCCGGCGAAGCGGCCGCCACGCAGCCUCUGGCCGGACCCGACCCGGCCGCCGCCGAGAACCCGGACCCAUCGAACCGGGUCGCCGCAGAAGGAACCCCGCCCCCCUCGGACAGCACGCUGAGCCUGAAGGACAGCCUGGAGACGAGCGACGACACGGCAACGCCGAGCGACGAGGGCCUGCCUCCCCUCACUCCGCCCUCCUAGAGGGGGCGGGGCCUCUUCCAGGUCAGGUGUCUCUGUUGCUGCUCCUGACGCCGUCAGGGUCACCGACCGCCAAACACCUGUUCGCGCCCGACCAUUUCAGGACUGCUGUCAGGAAUCCGACGGGAAACCCACAGAAACUGUCCGGACGUCUUCAGGCGUCGGCCAUCUUCCCAGAAACGCUCUAGAAUCUGAUCCAGAACCUUCCAGGUCUCCUCCGAUCCGCCACAGAAAGUCACCUGAUCUGCUCACUCAGGGCAGGUGAACACUAGGGCUACACCGACUGCACAUUUCUGUCCGAUCUUUGAAAAAACUAUUGUUUUUGUUUGAAACGGCGACAAAUAUAGAAAGUCGCUGAGUUGGUAACGGGGGCGACUAUUGCAAACACCUGGCUGGGCGGGGCUAACCGGGUGGGCGGGGCUAAUAGUCUCACUGCAGAGGAAAUGAGGACAGUGGUUGAUUUUUAGACCUUUACAGGGAAAAAUAAGAUCAGCUUCACAAAUAUUGGCCAAUCAGUGAUCUUUGAAAUUUAAGAAAUCUGCACCAGUAAAUCGGUUAGUUUUUUUUCACAUUAUAUUUAUUGAAUUUUAUAACAUAAAACAAGUGGCAGUGAUAUAGUUGACGUAGGGUUCACAUUAAACAAGUCAGUCCUCAAAGUAAAUAAACAUAAAUAAUAAAGAAACAACAACAAAAAACAACUCAACAGUAUCAUAUAUCAGAAAACAGAAAUAAAGAGGGAAAAAACCCAAAAGCGUUAUUGCAGCUUUCUUCAGGAUUCAUUUCCCUUCCUCUGACAACAUAAGUGAGUCGCUCCAGAGCCACACAUGAUGUCAUGUCCCUCAUCAUUGUGGUUUGACGAUAUGUCCAUUUUUUUUUAAUCUUCUGGCCUGCAGGCGUCUAAAGUCAAUGAAUUUUAACUGUCUGGAGCUGAAAACACCGUUCUCUGGAUAAAUACCUAAAACACACAUUUUAGCCUCAGCAGGUACAGUCACUCCAACAAUCUUUGACAAAGUUUACAUAACUGAGUUCCAGAAUUGCUGUAAUUUUGGACCCUCCCAUACACAGUGAAAAAGAGCAACACUUCCUGCAGCUGUCUGGGAUUAUUGGCCCAGCGAUUCUGUUAGUCUGGAGUUAUUUAUCGACGUUCUCAUCAACCACUGGCAUUAAAGAAGUUUCAUCCUUGUUUUAAUUGACUUCUGAGCACAAUGCACCCUCGGUUAACACAGGAUACCUGACACACCUGUGAUGACCUCAUCCAACAUUUCAGCCCUUUUCUGUCCCAAAGAGCCACCUGUUAUCCUCCCGUCUGCCACAGGGGGCAGCAGGGAGCUGAAGGGAGGAAUUUGUCAAACGACAAUAAUUUUUCCCAAAUAAACAGUCUGAUUUUCCUCCAGUGAGACGAGUUGACCUCGAAGUUAAACAGGAAGUCUUUGGUUUUACAGGAAGUUUGAGGAUCAGAGGAAACCUGGAAGAUUUCAGUUUUGUUUCUAACUUUGCUUAAAAACAACCAUCUGCAGCUUUUUAAAAUCAAUGUAAUUUAAAUCUGUGAAUUAAAACAUCACUGAAGGAUGCAAACAGCUGCAGGCUUUUAUUCUGAAAAGCCACAGAUGACAUUGAGUUUCAGUCUAAAUGAAUACAACAGAGAAAAGGAACAUUCUGUUAAAAAUGAUGUCUGUGUUUAAAGCGAUUCUGACCCGUCACGUUCUAGAUCCACUGGUUUGGGUUUCAGAAGCUUCACACUGUUGCCAACAGGAAACCAACAGGAUGAAAGAGGAAGUGCUUGUUUGGCGAGGUGACCUUCAGGUUAAAACUGUGACAGAGAACCAAUCAGAGCGAAGCCUCCCGCUUUGCUGGAAAUCCCACUUCAUCUUGAGAAGAAUUGAUCAAAGUGAGCCCUCUCUGUUCAUAAAGGAUCUGUGUUGUUUGUAUAUGCUGCAGAUGGCUGUGUGUAUAUUUCUGCUCAACACUAGAGGGCAGCACUUCAGUCACAUUCAGCUCACAUCUCUUAUCCAAUCAGGCGACAGCAAAGGGGAGGGCCUGUGCUCUGAUUGGUUGCUCUCAGUGACUCACUGCUGGGCUUUUGUCUGUUCUGGACCAUUUCACUUCAGGCCUUUGUUGAAUGUGUCAAUGAUGUCAUUCAGGGGCGGGGCCUUCGCGGAGGGGAGGAUGAGGGGGGGUUGAUGUUGCCUUUUUAUUACUGACUCAUCUUUUCUAUGUUAGCCUCUAAAGGGCUUCUGUGGAGAUCAGGGACUCACCUGGAUGUUCAGGUUGGGGGGGGAGGGGGUCACGUGAAGGGGCGGGGUUUGCGUUCAUUGAUCCUCAUUGAUGAUUUUUAUGUGACUGUUUUGAGCCAAUCGUCUUCUCUCAUGCAUUCCUGUCAGAGGGCAGACUGUACUGAAGAUUUCAACACAAAAUGCAAAUAAACGUUGCUAUGGUGACAGCCAA